AUGUCCGAGUUUUUGUUUAGACCUGCUGAAUUGGAGGCUAUGUAUGGUCAAUAUCCUCCAUUAUUGGUCCAGUACCCUGGAACUUCUUUGGCAAACCGAGUUGUCGAUCCGAACUUUGAUUAUCUUGACCCUGUGUGGAUGGCGCAUUGCGACGAAAUUUUGCGUAGAUCCGAAUUAUUUAAUGAACGACUGCGAGAUCGCUACGGUAUAGAGCCAGAUGAUGUGGAUGUCGAAGAAGACGAAGAUAUGAGACCUAGAUUUCUGAGAACCUCCGAUACCUCGGGAAGCGAUGUUGAUGAAGAUGUUGACGAAACAGGGCAACUACGAAAAGGAUUUCGACGCGUCCCUUAUACUCCUUUCCCUGGUAAAGCAGAUCGCACAACUCGUGAUACAGCUAAAAUGAUUAUAAAAACUCUUGCCAAUCCGGUUAGUCAAAGAUUUUUAUAAAU
This is a messenger RNA of Cylicostephanus goldi, 449 nucleotides long. NCBI's taxonomy places the organism in Eukaryota, Metazoa, Nematoda, Chromadorea, Rhabditida, Strongylidae. The record is from the annotation of a GenBank genome assembly.